AUGGCAUUGUGGCAUUUUUCCCUCAUCUUGGUUCACUCCUUCUUAGAAAGGGUGUGGAACCGAACCUCCUCCUUAUAUAUAACUCUCUACUUCUUUGCUAUUGGAGACAACAUAACCACAGCCACCCAUAACACCUUUCACAUCCCCACACCUCAAACCCUCAUCCUCAUGGCAUUGUGGCAUUUUUCCCUCAUCUUGGUUCACUCCUUCUUAGGUGUCGAUGCUGCGGUUUUUACAUUGCAGAACAGAUGUGAGGGGAUUAUAUGGCCAGGGAUCCUAGCAAAUGGUGGAAUACCUCAACUAGCCAACGGUGGGCUUCAAUUAAAACCACAUGAAUCAGUAGAUAUCAAUGCACCUACCGGGUGGUCGGGCCGCUUUUGGGCCCGUAGCGAAUGCUCCUUUGAUCAAUCGGGCCGAGGAAGCUGCACCACCGGCGACUGUGGUGGCAUCCUUCAAUGUGAUGGGGCAGGUGGUGCACCACCCGCCUCGCUUGCUGAGUUCACCCUAGAUAGCCCACUUGACUUCUAUGACAUUAGCCUCGUUGAUGGAUUCAACAUGCCAGUUUCAAUAGUCCCUUCUAGUGGAUCUGGCAAUUGUAGUGAGUCAAAGGGUCGUGUCGUGGCGUGUAAGAGUGCGUGUAUGGCUUUCAACAAGUCGGAAUAUUGCUGCACCGGCGAGUAUAAUGACCCCAAGAAAUGCAAGCCGACGAAUUAUUCGGAGGUGUUCAAGGCUGCUUGUCCAACAGCUUACAGCUAUGCCUACGAUGAUGCCACCAGCAUUUUUACCUGCAAAGGAGCUAAUUACCUGAUUAGAUUUUGUUAA
This is a messenger RNA of Ilex paraguariensis (yerba mate), 822 nucleotides long. Lineage: Eukaryota; Viridiplantae; Streptophyta; Magnoliopsida; Aquifoliales; Aquifoliaceae. The record is from the annotation of a GenBank genome assembly.